AUGACAAACCAAGCGAAAGGUGGACUAGUGGCCUACCUUUGCCAUAGAAAGUCUCUUAGGAUUAUCCUUGUCGUCAUAAUAGGGGCUUGUUUGUUGGCAGUGACGCUCUACUCUUCGGAAUUAUCAACAGACAUUCUACAUCGAACGAGCCCGGUGCAGGAGACCCAAAUAGAGAAAAACAGUCCUGCAAAGGGUCAUUCGCAUCUAGAUCAUGACGAGCUAGAUGCUUAUACUGCUACUAGAGAGACCACAACACCGUCUUGGACUGCUCAUCUGGAAGCUAGGCAGAGUACAACUCUGAAGCAGGCCACUCAGAAGUAUAGACUCAAAUACGAUCGGGAUCCGCCGCCACAUUUCGAUAGAUUCGUAAAGUUUGCACUUGACCACAAAUGCCUUAUCGACGAGUACGAUCUAAUACAACGAGAUCUGGCUCCCUUUAGAAAGAUGGACCCAGAAGUCUUGAAACGAAGAAUAAAAGCUCUUCUUACUAGUGAUGCCAUGACGAGUUAUAGUAUACGGAACGGGCAGGCCCAGAAGGUGCAGGAAACCUAUCUCAAUGGCGCCUGGGAUAACUUUAUCAAUAGUCUGGCACCACUUCUACCAGAUAUGGACGUAAUAGCCAAUGCUUUGGACGAGCCCCGUGUACUACUCAACGUCUAUGAUCCAUCAGCACUCUCUCACGCAAACAGUACAGAUCCCGACCCAAUAUUCCACCAUCUAGAACGCUCUCAACACCACGACCAUGUACAUUCUUCUUGUACGGUCCAAACCAUGGAAGCACUACCAACCGAGCACGACGAUGAUUAUAAUGCUAUCCAUGGACUACUAGUAGCUCCCGACUCAUUCUCAUAUACACACGAUCUAUAUCCAGUAUUAUCACCAACGAAGAUUCAUCCAUGCUUCGCUGAUAUCGUAGUACCACCUGUGUAUUAUUCGACUGUAUCGCCAUCUCUCACGGACGACGUGAAAUGGGAAGACAAGGAAGCCAAACUCUUUUGGAGAGGAUCAACAUCUGGUGGACACGCAGUCAAUGGCAACUGGAGACAGUUUCAUAGACAGCGAUUCAUGCUCCUAGCCAAAAACCGUACAGAUGUAGACGUGGCAUUCACAAACAUUAUCCAAUGUGAUGAAGCCGAUUGUGAAGCCCAAAAGCUUGAAUUCCCGACAGUCCCACAGGAGCCAUGGGAAGAACAUAUAAAACAUAAAUGGCUAUUCGAUACAGAUGGUAAUUCCUUCUCGGGACGAUUCACUAGACUGCUACGAUCUAAAUCACUGGUAUUCAAGUCGACUAUUAUGAUUGAAUACUUCUCGGACUGGGUGCUGCCUUAUGUGCAUUAUAUCCCUGUGUCGCUGAGUUAUGAUGAUCUGGAUGCUAAACUUAGAUGGGCGGCGGAGAAUGAUGAGCUGGCGAAACAGAUUGCCGAAGAGGGUAGUCAGCUCGCUGCACUUCAAAACUUGUAA
This is a messenger RNA of Synchytrium microbalum, 1461 nucleotides long. RefSeq lists its product as uncharacterized. Bases 1 to 1461 code for a protein of 486 amino acids. Lineage: Eukaryota; Fungi; Chytridiomycota; Chytridiomycetes; Synchytriales; Synchytriaceae. The record is from RefSeq and is a predicted model, not a curated record. The transcript is spliced from 5 exons.